Helicoverpa armigera (cotton bollworm) is the source of this 904-nucleotide messenger RNA. Its product is annotated as prisilkin-39. The transcript is spliced from 3 exons. Bases 161 to 763 code for a protein of 200 amino acids. The record is from RefSeq and is a predicted model, not a curated record. Lineage: Eukaryota; Metazoa; Arthropoda; Insecta; Lepidoptera; Noctuidae.
ACAAGACAAAAACUCCCACGGUUUAUAAAGGUUGGAACGUACACACACGUACACAGAGCGCAUCUCCACUUAUAACGUACUACCUGUGUCGGUGCUAUACUCCAUACUGUUCGUGAAAUUCUAUUUUUUAUAAAGUUAGUUCCUGAAAAAUAUUGCCGCCAUGGCGUUACGAGUCGUUCUCCUUCUGGCUGCAGUAAUGUUAUUUGAAGACACAUGUGCUGCACCUGCUAACGAAGCCUCAGGCUCCGCAAAAUCUGCUGCAGAAUCUCAAAUUCUAAACGACGACAAAGAUGACUUAAAAACUGCUGCGAGUAGUGGAUAUGCAGCUGAUCGGUAUUCUGACUGGAGUCGAUACCCAAGUGCUCAAGGGGUAACAGGGUACGGCUCCAUAGACAGCAGGUACAACUACGGAGCAUACGGAGGCUAUGAUAGCCCAUAUGGCUACAAUGGUUAUGACAGCGAGUAUCCACGAUACGGUGGCUACUCCGGUAAUUCUGGCUACGGCGGCUAUGCCGGGAACGCAGGAUACGGCAGCUACGGCGCAACCUCUGGCUAUGGAGGCUACAAGGGAGGUUAUGGAGGAUACGGUGGUUACGCCGGCAAUGGCGGACUCAACUCAUACUACGGCUACAGCAAUCCAUCUUACCAAGGAGCAAACCACUUAGGAUACGGCUAUUAUAGAAGACCCGGCUACGGUGGUAGCAUUUACAAUAGCGGCAUUACCCCAAGUUUAGUUACAGGGUACAGAGGUUAUUCUAAAUAAUGAGGCUAUGUUCAAAAUAUACAUCUAUUUAUUCUCAAUGUAAGUUACCAAAGUACAUCCAAAGUUUAUAAUUUAAGUAUCUGUCUCAUUUCCUGCUGUACGUUUAUAAUCCACAUCUACAAUAAAUCAUGUUCAUGACAA